CGGUCACUAACACAAUUUAAAACGACAUCGAAUUCGUAAAUCCCCAGCAAAAAAAGCUCAAAUCAACACGCCCUCCCUCCUAUCGUGGCACCAUGGACAGCAAGAGGAGGAAAACGUUGUCGUCCUCUCGAAGAAGUAGAAAAUCCUACGACUCUGAGUCCGGCUCGGAGUCCUUCUCUGAUGACUCACGCGACUCAUCACGGAGGAGGAGCUCCGGCAAGCGUCGGGAACGUAGUCGUAGCCGCAGUCAAGGAAGAACUAAUCGCCGGCACCGGACUUCGGAUGAUUCCAGCGACAGUGGUCGCGACCGGAAGAGGAAGAAUAGCUCUUCGCGGAAGAUUACUGAAGAAGAAAUUGCAGAAUAUCUGGCCAAAAAAGCUCAGAGAAAGGCUAUGAAAGCAGCAAAGAAAUUGAAGGCGCAGUCCGUGUCUGGUUAUUCUAAUGAUUCUAAUCCGUUUGGUGAUUCUAAUCUCAACGAAAAAUUUGUGUGGCGGAAGAAAAUCGAACGCGAUGUUUCCCAAGGUGUGCCACUUGACAUGUUUUCAGUUAAAGCUGAGAAAAAGAAACAGAGAGAAAGGAUGGCGGAGAUUGAAAAGGUGAAAAAGAGAAGAGAGGAAAGGGCACUUGAAAAAGCACAGCAUGAGGAAGAAAUGGCAAUCUUAGCCAGAGAACGUGCCAGGGCUGAAUUCCAAGACUGGGAGAAAAAAGAAGAGGAGUUUCAUUUUGAUCAAAGCAAAGUCAGGUCAGAGAUUAGAUUGCGUGAAGGGAGAGUGAAACCAAUUGAUGUCCUUUCCAAACACCUCAAUGUCUCAGAUGAUUUGGAUAUAGAAAUAGAUGAACCAUAUAUGGUUUUCAAGGGUUUGACUGUCAAAGAGAUGGAAGAGCUUCACGAUGACAUCAAAAUGCAUUUGGAUAUGGAUAGAAAAACUCAGACACAUAUUGAUUAUUGGGAGGCUCUUUUGGUGGUUUGUAAUUGGGAGCUGGCUGAAGCUCGGAAAAAGGAUGCACUGGAUCGGGCUAGGGUCCGUGGGGAGCAACCACCUUCCGAAUUUCUUGCAGAAGAAAGAGGUCUGCAUUCCAGUAUUGAAGCAGAUGUCAGGAAUCUCUUGGAAGGGAAGACUUCAAAUGAGCUUGAAGCAUUAAGGUCCCAAAUUGAGUCACAAAUGAGCUCAGGCACAGCGAAAGUGGUUGAGUAUUGGGAGGCUGUUCUUAAACGACUUCAGAUAUACAAGGCAAAGGCUUGUUUGAAGGAAAUUCAUGCUAAGAUGUUACGCAAGCAUUUGCAACGCCUUGAGCCUCCGUUGAAGGGUGAUGAUAUGUUAGAAAAUGAUAACAGUUUAAGGUUUAGUGAGGAGGAUAUCGAGGAUGAGGAUACCCAAGAUGCUGAAACUCUCUCUCCAGAACUUGUAUUGGAGGAGGAGACUCACGAGGCAGAGGAGGCUGGAUCAUUUUCACCUGAAUUAUUGCAUGGUGAUGAAAAUGAAGAAGCAAUUGAUCCUGAAGAGGAUAGGGCUAUCCUGGAAAGGAAACGAGCGGCUGUUGUAGAGGAACAACAAAGACGAAUUCAAGAAGCUAUGGCAUCAAAGCCCCCUCCUUCAGAAGAUAACUUGGAGCUGAAGGCCAUGAAAGCUAUGGGAGCCAUGGAGGAAGGUGAUGCAGUAUUUGGCUCUGGUGCUGAAGUGAAUCUAGAUUCACAGGUAUAUUGGUGGCAUGACAAGUACCGACCAAGAAAGCCCAAGUAUUUCAAUCGUGUUCACACUGGAUAUGAGUGGAACAAAUACAACCAGACUCACUAUGAUCAUGACAACCCUCCUCCUAAGAUUGUGCAAGGAUACAAAUUCAAUAUCUUUUACCCAGACCUUGUUGACAAGAUAAAGGCUCCAACUUAUUCCAUCGAGAAUGACGGGGACAAUUCUGAGACUUGCAUCAUCAGGUUCCAUGCAGGGCCACCUUAUGAAGAUAUAGCAUUCAAGAUCGUAAAUAAAGAAUGGGAAUAUUCUCAUAAGAAGGGGUUCAAGUGCACAUUUGAACGUGGAAUUUUGCAUGUUUACUUCAACUUCAAACGCUACCGCUACCGUCGAUGAUGUGUUGCUAAUGUUGCUAUUUGGUCGCUUGCUUCAACUUCAGCAGCCACCGCUACCAUCGAUGAUAUGUAUUUGAAAGAGCUGGUUGUAGUUUUUAAUCUUUUUUAUUUUUGUAUAGUUAAUUCAAAUGAAAUAGCUAAAUUUUAUAUUUUGGUUAUCUUCACCGAGGACAAGAUCCAGCUUCCUCCCAUGCCAUGCCUUUCAAAACCUUGUCCUUCUCUGCUCUCCCAACUUUCGCUCGGUAUUUGAUCAAGGGGCUGCUCAUCAUAAUCAUGACUGCCAAGGUGGAGAUCAAGAUGGACAAUUCAUGAAUUUGCUAGUGAGACUUGAUUCACGGUAAUUGAUUGUUGUCCUAUAAUUUUGACCCUUUUGUUUUUAGCAUUGAUAUUUUAAUCUUAACCUUGGCUCACUAUCG
Molecule: messenger RNA, 2499 nt
Organism: Populus euphratica (Euphrates poplar)
Lineage: Eukaryota; Viridiplantae; Streptophyta; Magnoliopsida; Malpighiales; Salicaceae
Product: cactus-binding carboxy-terminal, cactin
Exons: 13
Coding region: 93-2084 (663 amino acids)
Biological process (GO): mRNA cis splicing, via spliceosome
Cellular component (GO): spliceosomal complex; cytoplasm
Molecular function (GO): protein binding
Source: RefSeq, a predicted model, not a curated record